AUGCCAUUAGCGAGAACUGACAAACAGCUAAAUGCUGUUUUGGUACAAUUAUGGCAGAAAUUAAAGCCUGAACAGCAGUUUCAGAAGCUGCCACCUAAGAAAGGUCCUCACAUGAACCAGAACCAGGUGUUGGAGAGUCUUCUGGAGCACAUAGAAGGACACCUUAGUCUGCAGCAUGUAGAAUGCAUCAUGAAAGCCUCCCGAGUGACACUAAGGGCACAAUACCCCAUUGCUGGAGGAUCAGGAAUUGGCCAAACCCUGAUCCAGGGUGGCCCAGUCCACUACCCUGCACAAGUGGUUUCUUUGUAUCAGCUCCCAGAAAAACUGCUCACACUGAAAUCUUUGUCUGAGUCUCCUACUGGAGGAAACCGAAUAUAUGUGAAGGUGUUGGACAAUAUAACUGGAGUUAUACAAACUAUACUGUUUUGUAUCUGGUUUCUUUUGCUCAACAUUGUGUUUGUGGAGUAUGCUUAUGUCAUUGCAUGUGGCCAUCAGGUGGCGCUCGGGGCAUCACUGGCAGUUCCAAGGUGCAACGCUUUGAAGGAAAUGGAUUUAAUUAAAACUUCUGAGUCAGACUGUUACUGUUACCAUCAAAAACCCCAAAUUGAGUGGAAAUACGUAUGGUCAACUGUGCAGGUAAAGAUCACCAGUGCAGAUCUGCCCAGUAUUGCGUAUAUCACAGAAAGACACAUUUGCCAGCACCCAGAAACCACUCUUUCUGUUAUCAAGUGUGCAAUCCACACAUUCUGGACCCCGAGUGAGUCUCGUGAAAUAGCCACGAACAUCUGUCCACAUGGGGAGACUGUGUGCUUCUUUGUGAAAUCGGCCAGAAGGCAUACAGUACACGUAACAACUCACAGCGUUGUGGAUUUCAGGCUCAUCCUUCUGUUUGUGGCCAGCAUAGUCCUCUUCAGUCAUGCAGAGCGCUUGAACCAAAGCCCCAUUUUUUAUUACUGCCUGGUGACGGCGCUGGGAGACCUGACAACACCGGUCUUCCUCCUGCUGCUGGCGAGAAGGUGCAUCCCUAAGUAUAGCACCUUUGGGGCUGUAAUGGUUAGUUGUUGGUUUGCUUCAGUGUGUGUGGUGUGCCAGUGGAUGGAGAACCUGCUGUGGCUGUGGUGUGAGCACAGGAUGUAUGUUGUAGGCUUCCUCUUGACAGUUGGGUCCCUCAGCUUUGCUGCCUGUUACAGACAUGGGCCUCUGGCCAAGGAGAGGAGCCAGCGCCUCCUGGCGUGGACGCUGUGGAUCCAGUGA
Molecule: messenger RNA, 1254 nt
Organism: Myotis myotis
Lineage: Eukaryota; Metazoa; Chordata; Mammalia; Chiroptera; Vespertilionidae
Product: nuclear envelope integral membrane protein 2-like
Cellular component (GO): nuclear envelope
Source: RefSeq, a predicted model, not a curated record